Messenger RNA from Saccoglossus kowalevskii, 1419 nucleotides. Its product is annotated as cytochrome P450 1B1-like. The record is from RefSeq and is a predicted model, not a curated record. NCBI's taxonomy places the organism in Eukaryota, Metazoa, Hemichordata, Enteropneusta, Harrimaniidae. Gene Ontology annotation, molecular function: heme binding; iron ion binding; steroid 17-alpha-monooxygenase activity. Gene Ontology annotation, biological process: hormone biosynthetic process; progesterone metabolic process.
AUGCCGGGGCCUAGAGGAUGGCCGAUUAUCGGAUCAUUACUGUCCCUCGGCGAAUCGCCUCACAUCGCACUGAUGCAAAUAGCCUCAGAUUAUGGAAACGUUUUCCAAAUACGUCUUGGUGUCCAAAAUAUCGUCGUGCUUAAUGGGGUAAGGGCUUUAAGAGACGCUCUCUUUAAACAACCAAUUGCAUUCAGCGGAAGACCUCGGUUCCCUUCGUUUAUGAAAUCAAGCCAGGGCGGUAAGGGGCUUGCAUUCAGUAGUUACAGCGAACAAUGGCGCAAACUGCGCAAGGUGGUUGAUGCGUCCUUGAGGGACUUUGUAACUGACCGACUGUUCUCUACUGAACAGAAGAUUACAACAGAAGCGAGUGAACUGAUUCGAAUCCUGACUAACAAUAUGAAAGGGCACGUCAUGGACGCCCAUGAUGACAUUCAUGUCGCCAUUGGCAACAUUAUCGUUUUCGCAUUAUUUGGUAAAAAUUACAGCCACGACGACCCGGAAUUCAAAGACCUCGUAUGCCUUAACAAGCAGUUUGCCCAGGCUGUUACUGGAAAUGGCAACAUAGCAGAUUUUUUCCCAUGGUUACAAUUUGUGCCGAGUUCCAUUCAAGACCAGCUCGACACCUACUUAGAACAGGAAUCGUCGUAUAUGAAAGAUAGGCUGAGAGAGCACUAUAAUGUGUACAAGAGCAGCGCUCCUCGUGACAUUCUUGACAGAAUUUUAAGCAUGUACGAAGUGGAUGAAGGUAGAGCCUCAUUACUUAAAAAUACUGAUUCAGAAAAAGAAGUCAUAGCCACACUGUCUAAUCUAUUUGGCGCCGGAUACGACACGACUAGCAAAACACUGUACAUAUCAUUGGUUUAUAUGAUCAUCUACCCCGACAUUCAACGUAAAGUCCACGAAGAAAUCGAUAGAGUCGUUGGCAGAGAUCGGUUACCGAAGUCAUCCGAUCGACCCAGUAUGCCAUUUACAGAUGCCGUUAUACAGGAAGUGCUCCGCGAUUCGUCCAUCGCUGCGAUGGGAAUUCCUCAUUGUACUGUCCAGAGCACAACAUUGUAUAACUACCAUAUUCCAAAGUAUACCCCCAUCUUUGUCAAUUUAUGGUCUGCCAAUCACGACCCUGAAUCAUGGGACGAACCUGAAUUGUUCCGGCCUGAACGAUUCCUCUCCAUGGAUUGCCGAUCAUUGAACAAGUCGGCUACAAGGAAACUGAUGGCGUUCGGUGUGGGUAAGCGACGCUGUCCCGGGGAACAACUGGCACAGUUGGAACUAUUCCUUUUAUUUUCCGCUCUAAUGCACCAGUGUAGUUUUGAGCCAUGUCAGGGCGAGAUUCCUGAACUGAAGUAUACUGUCGGGUUAUCUCUAACUUUGCAGCCAUAUAAAGUGUACACCACCAUACGUAAAUCGGUAGGACAAUAA